GAGGAAUUUGCCCUUAACAAACAUGGCCGUCGAAGGCUUGCAACCUGUAAAAACAUCUUUGACCCGAUGCUCAUCCCGGUGAAAUCCCAUUGGUUGCCCGGAGCAAGAUUACUUGUGAUUGGCUGCUGAAGCAGGGGCGCUCUCUCUCAGUAACCGUUAGGUGUCUCUCUGUCCGUGUUACCGUAAAUACACCAGAGACUGCGUACAUAGCGCCUGUGGGCCGGCCCGCUGAGUGGGCUGACUGAUGUAUGCGCGUCUGGUAGGGGUUGUCGGUAUCCGUCUGCUGGAGGAAUCCGCUGCUCGGCCACUCCGCGAACUGACUGAAUAUGGCGCCACGGUGGGACUGAAGCACAAACCCCCGGAGAUGGGGCAGGAGAGCGGGGAGUAUGUAUUGGAGCCGCUGGCGCCCGGCGACGACGCACCGUGUGACCGCUUCAAACACGCCUGCGCCUCGUAUGACGGCUACGUGUACAUCCACGGCGGGCGGCACAACGGCAUGCUGGGGGACCUGUGGAGAUACAGCGUAGCUCUCGGACGCUGGGAAGAAUUACCGGGUUCCCCGGGAGCGCCAGAUAAAUUAGAGGGUCACUCCAUGGUGGCGCAUGAUGGCGUCCUCUAUGUGUUUGGGGGUCUUAUGGACUCAGGAUCGAACUGUGAGACCACCCCGCUCUGGAAGUACGCCAUCGGUCCCAGAAAGUGGUUUUCCGGACGAUCUCCGGAGGGGAAGGAGAAAAAGCCACGGAACCGGAAGGGCCACAGCGCCGUCGUGUACCAGUCGUCCAUGUACGUCUACGGCGGAUACUUUGAUAUCAGCGGAGUGGUGGAUGAAUUCUGGGGGUUUUAUUUCGAUGCAGAGAAAUGGGCCGAGCUGAGUCCCACCACCCGUGGUCUUGGCCCCGGGCCCCGGCACGGCCACUCCUGUGUUACUCACAAUUCUGCCAUGUACCUGUUUGGGGGACUGAAGCAGAUGACCGAACAGAACGACUUCUGGAGGUUUGAUUUCCGGAGACACAACUGGUCCAGCAUCAAAACCAGUUCUGGGCCUCCUAAACUGGUGGGACAUUCAUCCGUCACCCACGAGGGCUGCAUGUGGAUAAUCGGGGGAGGGUUACCCUAUCGCAGUCCGGCCGGCAACCUCUGGAAAUACCAUUUCAACUCUCGGACGUGGAAGAAAGUAUCGCCAGGGAAGGAGAACAGUCUCCACGCCAAAAUGUAUCACUCAGCAGUGGGAGUGGGCCCUCAAUCUCAGCCAGGACUUUGUGAUGGGGCGUCGAGACACACAGCGGACAUAAGACCAUUUUCAGAUAAAUCUUACUUUUUUCACACAAAGAGCACCAAUAAAGUGGCGAAUAUUCCCGCAGGAGACGUAAUAGAACUGGAAACCAUGAAGAAGUUCCCAGCGAGCCCCGUUUUCUGCGCCUGCCCGUUCUCGGGGAGCGAGCACUCAGACGAGCAGCGCUUACUCUCAAACUGCGAGAACGAGGCGUUUACGGGGGAGACGGAGGAGAAGGGAGAGGAUUUGCCCCUCGUGAGGGCGCCGGGCGAAGACGAUCAGAAUAUCUGCUUAAUCUUUGGUGGAAAACCCCUGGCGUCGGGUUGCGGGAUCUCUGUCUGGCGCCUUAAACUCGGUUAGCGCGGUGAGACGGCCUUCGGCGAGAGGAAAAAUCCCGCGGUUGUUUUACCUUUCGGUUUUACUGGAUUCUCAACUUUUCGGUGCUACAGAGAAUAGGAGUUUAUAAUCGCU
Spea bombifrons (plains spadefoot toad) is the source of this 1744-nucleotide messenger RNA. RefSeq names its product rab9 effector protein with kelch motifs-like. Gene Ontology annotation, cellular component: Golgi apparatus. Bases 245 to 1633 code for a protein of 462 amino acids. The transcript is spliced from 8 exons. The record is from RefSeq and is a predicted model, not a curated record. Lineage: Eukaryota; Metazoa; Chordata; Amphibia; Anura; Pelobatidae. Gene Ontology annotation, molecular function: protein binding.